AGGAUCAGAUUGGCGCUGGUGUCGGUAUUCGCCGGAGAACGAAAUUGAGGAAUGGCGGUCGAUAAACAAAGAUGUUCGGCAUCAGUGAUUCUCGUCUGAAAAAUGAUGUUCCAAAGGUGAGAGGAGCUGCGAACUAAAUCAAGCACCUUUCACCGCUUUGGCACCUUCUCUGAGCAGUAAAGCAAGUAGUUUAGAGGCGGCCGCUGAGGCUGCUGCCAAAGUCAGCGCUAUGUUGAUGGCCAAGGGAAAAGUUCGCUCGGGAAGUUUAAAUUCUUCAAAGAUCAGCGUUAAAGAUAAUAACUUGAACAAGUCUGCCGGAGAUUUAUUCACGGCUGAGGUGGAAAUAAACGAUGCGCCCCUUUCGGCCAGAAAUCUCCUCACAAGGGGUCACACACAGGACGAGAUCAACAAAUUCUCUGGCGCUGCUGUGUCCACUCGAGGCCGCUACAUGACCUAUGAGGACCGGGCUAAAAACCCAACCGAACGACCACUUUAUUUGUAUGUGCAGGCGUCCGAGAAGAGUGCCCUUGACCUGGGAGUGCAGCGGAUCCAUGAAAUAAUUCACCAGCACAUGGGCCAAGUACCGGUGCAGCCGGCUCCCAACACAAACAGUCCUUCCAACAAUAAACGUCCAAAAUAUAACAAUAACAAGUUUUCCCGCAACCCCAGUCAGCAGAUGAACGUUAGACCUCCGCCUUUGAUGAGCAUUCAAACUUCGCCACCCUCGUUCCUGCAUGUGGACAAAGUGUACAUCUGCUUAGACCACGCUGGCCCGGCGUUUGAUCUGAAAAAUAAAGUGCUCGGCUUCAAUAACACAAAUUUCAACUUCAUCCACAAUGAGUCUGGGAGCAACUUGAGUCUGAGGGGAAAGGGCUCUGGUAACAACGAUCCGGCCACAAACAUGGAGUCCACUGAACCUAUGCAUAUUUAUCUCGAGAGUUCAAGUCUUGAUAUGCUGCAGAAAGGCAAGGAAUGUGCCCAAGAUUUGGUCAAUACCCUGCAGCAAGACUUCCUAGCAUGGCACCAACAACAGGCGGCCCAACAGCAACAAAUGGGUGCCAUAGCAUCAAUGCAGCAACCCAUCCAAGCUCAAUUUCAAACUGUGACUGUGAGCUCGAUUGGUCAGCCGUCUGUAGUUUCAAUUCAUCAAGCCAUACCACAUUGCCAGCAAGAAAUGAUGCCCCAUCAGCCUGGAAUGCCUCCACCAAUGAAUCAGCCUAUGGGCCAAAUGCCGCCCGGAAUGCACCAUCCACCCCCACCAGCCAUGGGUCCGCCUCCGACACAUUUGCUGCCGCCUCCACCUUUGCAAGGACCACCACCUCCGCAUCAGUUCAUGGCACCUGGACAAAAUCAUCAAGGAUUUGUGCAGCAAGCGCCUCUGCCGAUGGCACCACCAAACCAGCAAAAUAUUACAAUGGUGGUCAGCAGUCCAAGUAUGGUGAUUCAACACCAGCAGUUGCCACCUCCACCUUCCCCUCAGCAGAAUCAGCACAUGCCCCUCUUGCACGGGCCGCCCCCGACGUACUCUCAACCUCCACCUCAUCCACCGAAUCAGAUAAUUUACUCAAAUCAGCCACCCCCAAAUGUCCACCAUCCACCACCUCAGGUGAUGCCGCAUCCACCUCCGCUCCCACCAGGUCAGCCUGCCAUGGUUCACCAUCAUCAGCAACAAAUUUACAAUUAUCCACAGUAUCUGCAGCCUGGCCCCAAUGCUGGCCCACCCCCUGCUCCUCUGGCGGGAGCACCGGCACCUUUUCCUGGCUACCCUGGUGGUCCCCCAGCUGGCUUCAGGCCUGAUUCUCAAAUACUAAGGCAUCCGCCUCCUCAUCCUCACAAAAGGAAAUUUUCCGACGCCCCCGGAGACAAUGAAAUGUACCAGCAGCAGGUGCCACAUUCGUUGGUGGGACAUCCACCUCCUGUGCCACCGCCUGUCCAUCACCUUCAGAAUCCCAUGAACCAGCGUGGCAAUGGCAUGAUUGAGAUGCUGAUGCCAGCGCAGAUGCACCAGCAGCCGCCCGGCGCCUCUCCCCCCAACAACCUCCCCAUGCCCUUGCCCAUAAACAAAGAUCAGCAAUCGCCUCCCGAAGGAGCUGCCCCGGAGAGAGACAAACAACUAAUGCCACCUCCCCCUCCCCCACCCAUCUCCUCCACAGGUGAGAACAAGCAAAACCACGGUGAACCCGACAGCAAGAAGAGAAAAAUAUCAGGUCAUCCUGGCGUCAACCCUGUCAGACACAAUGUUUAUGAGUGUGACGGUCGUGAUGGGAGUGAAGAGUUACCUGGCGAUGACCCUAAGGGCAGCUUCAACGGCCAACGUGGCCCUCCAGGCUACAAACAAUCUCAGCCAACCUUCAACCACUACUCGUCGAAGCCGCAGCUCUACUCGGCAGCUCCACCUUCGUACCAGGGCAUGUACCAGACACCGCCACCCCAGCAGCCACACGGUCCACCCCCUCCUCAGCAACCCAUGGGGCAGCUGAUGAAUCCGCCCCAGCCUCACUACAGCAACGGAGGCGCCUUCCAUCCACACCCGCAGCAGCAGUAUGGAAAUCAGGGCAUGCCCUUUUGGAUGCCACCCCAGCAAUAAUCACUUAUUUUUUCGGCAGCUGCCUUCAUUUAUUUUAAGGAUUUUGCUUUUGAUUUUUGGAUUUUGAUUUUCCAUCAAAAUGAAAUUUUUUACCUUUCUUUUCAUCCUGCGUAUUAUGGCAUGUGUGCCGAACGAUUUUUAUUUAUUGAAAAUUGCAAUUUGAGCAUUUACGGACAGACUGAUUCAAUCACCUUCGCCGAAGGCAGUGAAGUGCAAAGUUUUUGUUGUUCGCAGCAACCACUAGUGAGAAAAGAAAUGAUCUAGCUUUUAAUUAAUCGCGUAGCUCCGAGUAUUAACUUAAAUGUAAAAAGUAGGUUUAACGGCGUCAAUCGAUGUUGAAAAAAAAAUAUAGCGUGUACCUCUCUGAACAACACCGCAAUACCGCAAAAUAUUUAACAUUUUCUUGCCGUAAUUACGCAUUGACUGCAAUAUUUUUGUGGUUCACUAACCAAUAAAUACACAAAAUUAGGAUUGAAAAAAGCAAUUCGAACCAACAGAAA
Molecule: messenger RNA, 3087 nt
Organism: Neocloeon triangulifer
Lineage: Eukaryota; Metazoa; Arthropoda; Insecta; Ephemeroptera; Baetidae
Exons: 13
Coding region: 230-2587 (785 amino acids)
Cellular component (GO): nucleus
Molecular function (GO): RNA binding
Source: RefSeq, a predicted model, not a curated record